AUUUAAAUUAAAUGGAAAGCUCCUUCUGCUUCUUCUUCUUCCCCCUCCUCCUCCCCCUCCUCCUCCUCCUCCUCCUCCUCCGUGACACACAUGCCCACAGCCUGGGGGCAGUAUAGUUAAGGAGGUAUGUAAAGUUUGUCUUUUUUAGGACCUUCAACAGGCAAAGCAGGGGAAGAAAGACGCUUCGUUUCUGCUUCUCUUUCUCACACACACAUGCCGUUUUAAUGGAAUUAUGGAAGCAGCAGCAGCAGCAGGGAUGGUGGCUUGCUGAAACACAGCAGAGGAAAGGUAUUAGCAGCUCGUAAAAAAAAAAAAAAAAAAAAUCACCGCAUACUUCAACGGCAGCUGCUCCCACCGCAGAGGCAGAGUGACACCGAUAACAAAUGAGAGGGAAAGGUGAUAAGGAGACCGUGGGAGGAUAAUCCGAUCGCGUUACUGUCUUUUCUUGAGAAGGCCAGAGCAGGGGACGGAAAUUCAGCCUCCGCAAAUUUAAAAUAUGCAAAAAAGAAGAUGGUAUGACAGAAAGUAAGCCAAUGCCAAGGCUGGAGACGGUGCCUAGCCUGCAAUUUCUGGGAGUAUAAUCAGCUGUAACGCAUGAAACAUCUUAGAUCCUUCACUCCGCCCACAAGAUAGAAGCUUUCCAUUCUUGUAUUUUUUUCCCCAUUCACUCCACCAGGACGUCUACAAGCAGGACGCACUUUCACUCUGUUUGGACAAGAACUUAAUACCAAGAGCUCCUACUUUUCUUUUCGGGAACGGGAUUUGAAAUAAGCCCCUUAAACUUUUUUUUCCUUUUCUUUUUUUUUUCUCCUCUCUCUCUCUCUUUGAUGCGUUUCUAAGUAGCCGCGGAUCAGACAGCCUGACAGAAAAGUUGUGACAGAUUUAGAAAGCGGGAAAAGAAAAAGGAAAAAAAAAGAGUGGAGAGAGAGAAGGGAACGGGAGAGAGGGAGAGAGAGAUUUGCCCUGAAGGUUUCUAAAGGAAGAAACAGGAGACAGAUAAAGACGGAGCAAUAAUCUGAGUCCGAGAGCGAGAGUGAAGAGCACAGCUGUUGUGUGAAGAGGAAGGGAAAAAAAAAAAAUAGAGAUAAAGAACGCGGGGAAGGGCACAAGUGUGAAGGGCGAGGAGAAGAGGUUGACGAGGACAACCGAGGCUGGAGGGAAAACAGGAGAUAAAUGGGGAAAAUCAGCGAGAGGCUGAGGAUUAAUUCGCGCUGAAGGCCAAGACGAAUAAGAAGAGAAGACAAAACUCAAACGGGGACUUAAAAACACAUCACUAUCAGAGCAGCAGCAGGAAUGGAGGCGCAGAAAGACGAGAGGAGAGACGUCCUCUGACGAGAAAAGAAAAAGUGUACGACCCGAGCGUGGGGAGAGGAUUUCCUCAUCAUGAUUUAUUCAGCUCAUUUCCCAGAUUCCAACAACCUGCGCAGGAAGAGCAACUUCGUCCCAGGAUAGAAUGAAGAGAGCAGCAAAGAGAUACCUGCCAGAUCUGUGAUAUCUCCUUUUUCCUCCCACGCUCCUCCACCUUCCUCUCCUCCUUCCCGUCUUUGCAUGAAGCUUUGAAUUUCGCCAGCCUCCUUCAUCCUGAUAUCUCCUCUCCUCCUCCUCCUCCCCUCCAUCUCCUCACUAUGUGGAUACCAGCUGUGCUGCUAUGGAUUCUUAAUAUCAGCAAUUUGUGCUCAGGACAAGACUUAACGGACUAUUACCGAACUGGAGACAUGGGCACAGAGGUAAAUCUUUUAAUUUGACUGUUUUACAUUUAUAAAAAAGGGCCUAUCGAAAAGCUGCCCUCACAUCUUUUUGUCAGUACAGGUGAAAGAUUAAAGAAAUAACUGAAGAAACAUUAUUUCCUUACUCCUGUCUGCUCAACCCAAAUAACAAGUGCUAUUUUUCAACAGAAAUACUCAUUAAGUUCAAGAUCUCUUCAACACCAUCCAAGCUUUUAAAGAUAACCUCUUCUAUGAUGAAGUGCUUUGGCUGUUCACUUCAGUCCUAGCUAGACAGUCUGGCUUCAUUCAUGAUAAGAUAUCAACAUAAUAUGCAGUAGACCAAACACUGAGUGAGCUGUUUUCUAUUUUCUAUUUAUGGGGAACAAUCUUAUUUAAUGAAUAACAAUGAACAAAAACCUGGAAGCAAAGUUCAGUCCAACUGGUGGCAUAUGUGCGGGUGUCAUCAGCAUAGAAAUUGAUAUUAAAAUGCUCUUCAGCCUCCUCUAUGACUUCUUCUCGUCCUUCUUCUCCAUAUUUUAUUUUACAGUAAAAGUGGAUGUUAAAACAUUCAGAUGAACCAUGAAUACCAUUUAUGUCUAAAUGUCAGUGGACCCAGACUUGAACCUGGUGGGACACCUGCAGCCAUAAACAGCUUAUGACCCAAUACAAGGCACCAAAACUUACGAAAGCGUGUAUGUUAAAUAGCACAGUCAUCAGAAACUGACCAUGCAUUACACAAGGAUGGCAUUUCUUUUACAUAACAACCCACAUGUUCCGUGUUUUAAGGUGACGCUUGUUUCCGUGUCACCGUUUAGUCAUCAUGAUUCUGUGAAAAAGAUGCCAGUUGGCAUGGUUUCAUACAUCUUAACAGAUAUGUUGGUUAUGAGCCAACAAGGAAAUGACUGGUAUUUAAUGUACAGCUCCUUUGAAAUUUGGACAUGCUUCUCUAGAAGACAUGUCUGUGAGGAACUUUUUAGAUCACUGACUAUUGGUGAUUCAUUGAUUUAGAAACCUCAGCUUAUAAGUUUCCCCCGUCGUUAUGUGAAAAGGUCCGAAGCUCCUGGAAAUGAAUGAAUGACUGGAUUUCAGUUCCAUAUUUUGUGUUUGCUUCAGACAUGCUAUGUUUAUAAUAGAAAACAGGCAAAUGCAUGGGUGUGUGUCUAUGUGCCAGCAGUAUUUGAUGUCGGGCACACCCCAGAGCACUGAGUUAAUGGUCACUGGUCCCUUAGCAGUGACCUCAUAUCAUAUGAUCACAUAACAACAUGAAAACAAGAAAGAAAGAGGCAUUUCUUGGAAGACCUUUAAAGAAAUUGAGGAAUGCAUACUGAUAAAACAUCAGUGAGUCAUACAGCAGUGUAAUACUUGUUAUUCGUCCAUAAAAUUUCUCAGCAAACCAAGCCAAAGACAAUUUUGGACUUCAAGUGCAUGUCAUUUUUGAUAAUAGUUGUUUUUUUUUCCCAAUGAUGUAUGUCCAAUAUGGCUGCCACUUGAAAACCACUCACUACCAAAAUAAAAGUCACACCAGCAUAACUGUGGCACAACCUGGACUGAAGUAUCUCUUCCUUCUUCCCUCCCCAAAGGAUAAAUCUUCAGCAAAUUUGCUCUGGUCUACGCCAUCAUUAGCUUAUUAAUAGAUAAACUGUAAAUGUUAUAGUGAAUUAAAGAGUUUGGAUGGCAGUUUAUAAACAGCUACAUGAUGCAAACCAGAAGGUGAGGUAAAUAAUGACAGAAAAGUAUGUUGAUGCAGACGAGAUGGAUGGAAAGGAACAAAAAAAGGGAAAGGGGGGAGGCAGACAGAAAGAGAUAAACGAGAAGAGUGAUGAACUACGUGGAGAUCUGGUUUCUGUUAAGUUCAUGCCAGCUGUGCCAGUCUGAUCCGUCUCAGCCUGGGAAACUAAACAACCACCCUCACUCCCUGGAGCGAGAAUUAAUAUGCGACACUCCAACAACAAUAACAACUCCCAGCUGACAUUUAGUAACCCACAGACGAUGCGCCAGCCUCCAUUCGCCAGCCUGUUACACAAUUAACCUCUUAUCUGUCAACUAGUGCAUCACUAUGGAGUAGAACAGUCAUCUAUCAUGACGGCAAAAAAAAAAAAAAAAUCGUUAUUGAGGUGACUCACUGCAGUAAUGGUUUAUAGAACGAUAUCUACUAUAAACUGAGAUUUCCUGUAUGAUCCGGGUUCACCACAUAAUAUUGUGAGCGAGUUGACAGCCUGUUUGGGCCAUAUAAGCAAGACAAAUGCAGCAUUAAAGGGCUCCUCAGGAGCCACACAGGAGGCUGGAAUUGUGUACUUUAUCUUGUAUAACUGGGUCAGGGUCACUACAGGACCAGAAAUGCAGAUAGUCUCAUGUUUUCUGUGGCGUUUUUGCAGAGUCUAGCUCGUGUGACAGGUAGCAAAAAAAAAAAAAAGAGCAACACUGAGGCGUAAAGAAAAGUUUGCCAAUUCCAACAAUGAGCAGGUGAAGAGAGGACACGCGCACUUUUAACAACCAACAGUAGCCAACAUGUUGCAACACAUUGGUGGCUGAGGCAUUCCCUGUUUAUCCAGCGCGAACCAGUGAAGCAGACACUGCUCCGGCGCAGUCAGAUGACCAGCCCAGCUUGGAGACCGUAACGAGUGUAGAUGAGCUGCUGCAGCUUCUAUACCCUGAAUACAAUUUGAUUCAGCACUGCAUGAGGAGGAGGUCGUGGCACGCGUCAGCUUCCUCCUCCUCCUCCUCCUCUUCUUCUUCUUACCCCGCUUCCUCGUCGUUUUCCUCUUCCUCGGCCGUCCCUUUAGUCGACUCUGACAAGGACGACUUCUGGGAUUACACAAGGCGGGCGCCUAUUUUUAAGGUCGACUCGGCUUUGGAAGUCAUCCUAGAGGAGAUCCAGAGGACCUCGUGCCAGCCCAGAGAGGUCUGCAUCGAGGUCGCCAAAGAAUACCCAGAAUCCACUAGUAAAUUCUACCUCCCUCGCUGCGUGGCGCUGCACCGCUGUGGCGGGUGCUGCACCAACGAGGCCUUUUACUGCACGAACACAAGCCACGCGCUUGUCAACAAGACCCUCAUGGAGCUGUCCCCGCCCAGGAUGGACCGCUCCGUCGUCAUGGUGACCUUCGUCAACCACACUUCGUGCGAGUGCCUCUCCAAGCGGCCGCUGCACUCCAUCAUAAGACGAGCAGCGACAGAUCACCUGUGCUCCCCGCCUGAACUUCCCUGCGCUUCGGGCUCGUUGUGGGAUCCGGUGAACUGCGUGUGCGUCUCGGCGGACACGAUAAACUACUCGGAGAGAGAGGCGGAGGCGCUGGACUCGGGCCUGCUGGCUCUUUGUGGGCCCAACAGGGUUCUGGAAGAGUCCACUUGCGAGUGCAUCUGUCAAAACGGACUCACCGAAGCCAGCUGUGAACCGGGCUGGAAACUGGACCACAACACCUGUGAGUGCCAGUGCGAGGGUCAGGCCGAGGGGAAGCUGUGUCCCGCCGGCCAGCGGUGGGACGAGGAGCUGUGCGGCUGCGUGUGCGCCGCCGACUGUCCCGGGAACCAGCCCCUGAAUCCGGACACCUGCCUGUGUCAGUGCAGGGAGAGUCCUCAGUCGUGCCUGCGGCAGGGAAAGAGGUUCAACUCCAGCACCUGCAGCUGUUACAGGUUGCCUUGCAGAAAGCCCAGACGCCAGUGCCAGCCGGAGUUUUAUUACAGCCACCAAGUGUGCCAGUGCAUCCCCAAAUACAUGAGGCCUCAGUGGAACUGAAAGCCGGGACGGGAGCAGGACUGCAGGUGCCGCCGCUGACCCCCUCAGACUGAAAGGCGCGAGGCCGUCCGGCUUCGCGUGAGGGCAGGAAGCGGGGACGUUCGCGUUCACCGACGAGGCGACGUUUUUUUUUUAUUUUUAUUGUGAAAAGAAGAAGACACGAGCAGAAACCUCUGACUCUGCGGGACUUCGUCUGAAAACACACCGUGCCUUCUUCCAACUGUUAACACAAUACCGGACUGGGAACACCCAAUCGCAUCUGGAGGGAGCCCGAGCAGCGUGACAACGGAGGCAGGACGGACCAAUCAGACUCCGAGCCAGCGUCUCAACCUGGCCGCAACAUGUUCGAGCAAGAAAUCCAACCUGCUGUGAAAUGGAAAAUGGAAUAAGAUAAUGACAGAGUAGGACUCUCGCUUCUUUCAUUUAAGCCCAAAUAAAUGAAUAAACUUCACGCUCCGGCAGCCUCGUGAGACAUCCGAGAGGCCGGAAGAAUCGUUCCGCAGGAAUCGUGUGAUGUGACGAUAUUGCCACUUUUAGUUGAGAGUAAUCGGUAGUUUUGACAGACUGAGGAAUAAAGUGUAUUUCGAGGUUGUUGUUUUUUUUUUAUUUGUAUUUAGUCUUACAAUAAAACUUUUUUUUUUUAUGUUUUAUUUUAAACGUAUAUGUCUGAUGUACUCCGUAGCAGAAAGCCAGGCCCUAAACGCUCCCGACAGUUAUUAUAUCCUCCAGUUUCUACUUGUCUCUGCCGCAGUGCUGCUCUUUGAAGAUUCCCCUCAUUACGUGGCUGAAUCCAGUCACUCACAUUAUCACUUGGGGUGAAAUUCUGGGUCUACUAAUUUAACUCGCUCUGUAAGUAAUACUGUUUGUGUAUAUUUAAUAAUUAUUUUAUUUUAUUUUGCAGACGGAACCGUGUGUAGUUGUAAGAUACUGUAUUUAAGUCACUAUCCUAACUAAAUAUUGCUCAUGGAACAGAACUAUUUACAUGUCUUUGUACUCCAGCAGUUUUAAUUAUUAUGGACGUUUUCAUUUAAGUGAUUGCCUGCAGAGCGAAUUAUGUUAACUUGACAGGUUGUUUUCUUUAAGACGUGAUGGUCUCAUAAACCCCACUAAUUGUUAUGAUGAAGAUGUAUGCGGUGUAGAUAGUGUUUGUUCUGUGCGGAUGUAGAAAAAUUGAAAUUCUCUUAUCAUGAUUAAAUAUUUAAAAGUA
Molecule: messenger RNA, 6646 nt
Organism: Mugil cephalus (flathead mullet)
Lineage: Eukaryota; Metazoa; Chordata; Actinopteri; Mugiliformes; Mugilidae
Product: vascular endothelial growth factor C-like
Exons: 8
Coding region: 4384-5439 (351 amino acids)
Biological process (GO): positive regulation of angiogenesis; induction of positive chemotaxis; sprouting angiogenesis
Cellular component (GO): membrane
Molecular function (GO): growth factor activity; chemoattractant activity; vascular endothelial growth factor receptor 3 binding
Source: RefSeq, a predicted model, not a curated record